ACUUUGCUGCGAUUCUCUCUCUUUGGGUCUUGCUUCCACACACCGCAACACCUCUACCACGUCCCAUUUCCCAGCGAUCGCGGUCGCAGCCCUUUCGCCAUGGGCAUCAACAACCCUCUCCCGUCGAACCUGUCGUCGGAGUGCAAAAAGUGCGGCAAGAUCUUGACUUCCUUCAUCGAUCCCAGGCAACCCCUCGGCCCCGACAAAGUCAUUCCUGCCUCAAUCCUCGCAAAUGCAAAGGGUCUCGCCAUUCUCACAGUCUUCAAGGCCGGCUUUCUCGGCUCAGGUCGUUUCGGCUCCGGGCUGGUCGUUGCCCGCUUGCCCAAUGGCGGAUGGUCUGCUCCCUCGGCCAUCAUGACUGCUGGAGGAGGCUUCGGCGGUCAGAUCGGUUUCGAGCUCACCGACUUUGUCUUCAUCCUUAACGACUCGCAUGCUGUCAAGACGUUCUCGCAACAAGGAUCGAUCACUCUCGGCGGAAACGUGUCGAUCGCUGCUGGGCCUGUCGGGCGGAAUGCUGAGGCCGCGGGUGCUGCAUCACUCAAGGGCGUCUCGGGAAUCUUCGCGUAUAGCAAAACAAAGGGCCUGUUCGCCGGCGUCUCCCUGGAGGGCUCUGCGAUUAUUGAGAGGAGAGAUGCAAACGAAAAGCUGUAUGGUCAGCGUCUCACAGCCGCGCAGCUCCUGAAUGGCGCAAUCCCGUCGCCCCCUCAAGCCGCUCCUCUUAUGACUAUUCUGAACUCGCGCGCGUUUGCGGGCGUCCGCCAGGGCGAAGCUGUCGACAGCGCCAUGUACAAUGACUCGCCAGUUUAUGACAACAACCACGAUGACGUCGUCUGGGAAGGCCGGCGCGGCAGUGCAUAUGGCGAGGGAGAGAACAACCGCACCCGGGAUGAGUUCGGAAGGCCCUCGAGAAGCAGCACAUGGCAGGAUGAUGUCUAUGAUCGACCUUCUGGUACAGGCAUCAACAGGUCCAACACAAUUGGAUCUGGUGCGGGAGGCAACGACCACGCUGUGUCAGCGGCCGGCAAGAAGCCGCCGCCGCCGAGACCGUUCGCGCCCAAGCCGCAGCUGAAGAAGGACCAGGCGAUAGCACAGUUCACAUUCGAAGCAGACCAGCCUGGCGAUCUUGGUUUCAAGAAGGGCGAAGUGAUAACAGUGUUGAAAAAGACGACGAGCGACAACGAUUGGUGGACGGGCCAAAUUGGCAAUCGGACAGGAAUAUUCCCAAGCAAUUAUGUCAAGCUGCAGGAGUAAGAGAUUGCGCACCUGGUUUCGAGAGAGGCUGCCGGCGACUUUCUUUGCUUCAAGGGAACAAUUGAAGGGUGUGGAUGGAGCGCACGUGGUUGAAGUUGGAAUACCCAUGGGAGAGGAGCCAGUUGCCAGAAGGUUCAUCGGAUUGCGUU
Microdochium trichocladiopsis is the source of this 1400-nucleotide messenger RNA. RefSeq lists its product as uncharacterized. The coding region runs from base 100 to 1251 and encodes 383 amino acids. Gene Ontology annotation, biological process: actin filament bundle assembly; actin cortical patch localization. Lineage: Eukaryota; Fungi; Ascomycota; Sordariomycetes; Xylariales; Microdochiaceae. Gene Ontology annotation, cellular component: actin cortical patch. The record is from RefSeq and is a predicted model, not a curated record. Gene Ontology annotation, molecular function: phosphatidylinositol binding; actin filament binding. The transcript has 4 exons.